AUGCUUAUUAGUACGAGUCAUCAAGAUCUAUUUUUCAAAGGUGAACAUCCAGACAAUAAUCAGUUGGAAACAAUCGGUUCUAUGAAUAUGAUUAUUAUUGUUACACUCUUUUUUAUUGGUGCAAUUCAAACAAUAAUCUUAUCCACCGUUGUACUUUCUCUAUUCAUAAUUCCCAUAGGUGUGUGUCCCUUAUCAUGUGUCCGUAUGGCAAUGAUAGCGUACUGUUUAGCUGUUCAACAUAAUAUAACAAUAAAAAGUCUGGCUGUUAUUGUUGCUAUAUCAUUAUCGUAUAAACCAUUAUCAUCUAAACAUAAACGAUUUAUUCCUUAUACAUUAUUGGGCGACAAUCGUACUAUGCGUUUUGGUGAUAAAGCUUGUUCGAAAGGUCCUCAAUGUCAAAAUCGUGAUUUGGAACAUAUUUUCAUAUUUCAUUUCAAAGGUUAUAAUCCACAAUUACGGUUUUUUGAUCUUGAACAAACAAUGCCUGGAAAAAAUCUUUAUAUUGGAUUUUAUCAAACGGAUCCGAAGUCAGCUAUGCUAAUUGCUCAAUCAAGAGAAGGAACAGAACGAAAAACGAAUCGUCAUGUUGCUUUUAUAUGUGUUGACAUUAAAUCCAGAAGAAAGACAUUUAAAUCGUGGCAAAAAUGA
Adineta steineri is the source of this 648-nucleotide messenger RNA. The record is from the annotation of a GenBank genome assembly. Lineage: Eukaryota; Metazoa; Rotifera; Eurotatoria; Adinetida; Adinetidae.